AUGUAUGAUACUGUGCCAGACACUCCCAUUCGGGCCAAAAAGGCUACAGAGCCCGUAGCCCCAGAUACUCCAGAAGACGACGGCGACUACGACACCAUUGCCACAGUCCCGCUCGCGCAUCCUUCACUUACCCCCUCCCAAAGGUUCACGCAACCCACACAGCUUGUCGAAAUGCCGAAUCCACAUUCAAAUUCACGGGGCUCCAUCAUUCAAGUCGCCCAGUCCUCACCCACUGCCCCUGCAACUUCACCUCCACGCCGCGGUGGUUUAUUAUCCUCACUUAUGGCGCCGUCUGGUACUCAAUUCCGUCCCCCUGCGAACGCCGCCCGUCCGGCUAAACGACCCGUCAUUGAUCUCGACGAUGCUCCUACCUACCGAGGAGGUUCAUCAGACGAAGAAUCCAAUUACACUAUUAGAUCCACCGACAUAAAACCCUCCAUGUUCGAGAAGACCCGGAGCCCUGAGAAGGUUUCUGAGUCGCCGGUACGUGCCAAUGGCGCAAUGGAUAGGUUUAAAGAAAUCACAGCAUCAGCAAUCUACGACCCAUCCAUCAAUGGAGUCAAGCGCUCAGCAGAUCAAAUGAGCCCCAAUGGACAAAAGGGCGUUGCAAUUAAAAAAUUUAGACAGGUUGCGCCCUCCCGCGCCUUACCUGUGACCGACAAGGUAUUGGAUGUGCAGGCCAUUGACGAUUACCGGGUUCGUGUCAAAGUUGAGCGCAUGCUGAGCGUUAUGCCCAACAAGUCUGUCGACGAAUGCGUGUCAGCCCUCAUACUCAUGAACGGAAAUUACGACAACGCUUUGGAUCACCUUUCUGAUCAUCAAGCCUUAACAAAAAACGGUUCCCCAAUUCUCAUUAAUUCAUCUGACGAUGAGCUGAGUGCUGCAUCCACACCUGCCCCAGCAGCCCCGAUGGCCAAGCAACAGAUCAAAGCCCGCGGUACGAUCCACGAUAAAUGGACGGCACGAAACUUGCAAACUUCCCGGAAUCAAGGCCCAGCUGAAGAUGUUAAGCCCGGCCGUCGACUAAUGCGUGGCCCGAGAAGCCGUGAAAAUUCAUCUAUAGCCCCAAUUACUAUCGAUUCCGAUAACGACAGCCAGCCCAAGAAAAAGGCGGGCCGUCUUCAAAAGGGCCGUCGAGAUCGUUCACUCUCUCGCUCUGAGUCCAUUGAAGCAGCCAUGUCGGAUUCAGACGAUUCAGACGUACGAGUACAAGACCAUACUCUUGAUGCUUUGAGUUCCAAGGUCCUGAAAUUCUUUAACACUUGCAACGCUCGUGAUCUUGCCGAUAUCGUGUCUGUUCCAGAGGACACAGCCAGCCAUAUAAUUUCAUUUCGUCCCUUUCAUUCGCUCGACGAUGUUCGGGCUGUUCCCACUCCAGUUGAUCCGUCCAAGCCUAAGCCUAAGGGCAAGCCACGAAAAGCCCCUGUCCCAAUCGGCCAAAGAAUUGUUGAAAAGUGUACAGAAAUGUGGAACGGAUAUUUGGCGAUUGAUUCUCUUGUGGCGGAGUGUGAAGCACUUGGAAAGCCAGUUGCUACAGAGAUGAAGAAAUGGGGUGUUGAUAUGUUUGGAAAAGCUGAUGGUGAUUUUGAUCUGGUUUCGAUGAAUAAAGCCAAUGCUCAUGAUUCUGGAAUUGCUACUCCUUCAUCGAACCACCCGUCCGGAAAUGAUUCAGACGACGAAGGCCCAGUGACCACUUCCCGCAAGUCCAAGACGAACUCAGGCUUCAUUUCACAACCGUCCAUAAUGGCAGAUGACUUAGUGAUGAAGGAUUAUCAGGUUGUGGGAAUCAACUGGCUGGCCCUGCUAUUCCAGAAGAAAUUAAGCUGUAUCCUGGCAGAUGAUAUGGGUCUUGGUAAGACCUGUCAGGUUAUUGCUUUCCUUGCACAUCUGUAUGAGAUUGGUAUCAAGGGGCCUCAUCUUAUUGUCGUACCGUCCUCAACCAUCGAGAACUGGCUGCGAGAAUUCCAGAAGUUCUGCCCGGCUCUUUCAGUGAUACCCUAUUAUGCUGGACAGAAUGAGCGUGCCGAGCUCAGAGAACAGAUCGAGGAUAAUCGCGAUAACAUCAAUGUAGUAAUCACCACUUACACAAUUGCUCGUGGCAAGCUCGAUGCGAAAUUCCUGAGAGAUCAAGAUUUCACAGCCUGUGUGUAUGAUGAAGGACAUAUGUUGAAAAAUCAUCAAUCGCAACUAUACGAUAAACUUGUUCGGAUUCGUGCCAAAUUCCGUCUACUCCUAACAGGUACACCUCUUCAAAAUAACCUGCAAGAACUGGCCUCUUUACUUGGAUUUAUUUUACCCGGGGUCUUCAAUGAGCACAAAGAAGAUUUGCAAGCUGUUUUCUCAAAUAAAGCCAAGACUUCCGAUGACUCCCAUGCAGCACUGCUAUCCGUUCAACGUAUCGAACGAGCCAAAUCGAUGCUGAAGCCAUUUGUGCUUCGUCGCAAGAAGCACCAAGUCAUUGACCUACCUGCUAAACACUCAUAUGUCAAAUACUGUGCAAUGAAAAGUUCUCAAAUUGAGAUUUACGAACAUGAACAGGAGCAAGUUCGUCAGCUAUUAGCAGACCGUGCUGCUGGUAAGAAGACCGGGUCCAAGUCCGCCAAUAUCCUUAUGAAGCUCCGACAAGCCGCAAUUCAUCCUCUUCUCGCUCGUCGCCAUUAUGACCAGGAGACACUCCGCAAAAUGUCCAAGGCAUGCUUAAAGGAACCACAAUGGUCACUCUCUGACCCAGACACCAUAUACACCGAACUAGAGAAUUACAAUGACUUUGAAUGUCAUUCCUUAUGUUCCGCAAAUCCCAGUUCGCUCGGAAAGUUCAAGCUGAAGAAUGACGAAUGGAUGGACUCAGGUAAAAUCGACCAGCUCCGUGAGCUUCUCCUCAAGUUCAUUGCAAACGGAGACCGAACCCUCAUUUUCUCCCAAUUCACCUUGGUCAUGGACAUCCUGGAACACGUCCUUGAGACUCUGCGCAUUGAAUUCGUCCGACUAGAUGGUCGCACAAACGUCGAAGACCGUCAAUCAAUCCUGGACGCCUUUUACGAGCGUGAAGAAAUCCCUGUCUUCCUCCUUUCCACCAAAGCGGGUGGUGCUGGUAUCAACCUUGCAUGCGCCAACAAGGUCAUUAUCUUUGACUCGUCCUUCAAUCCUCAAGAGGAUGUUCAAGCUGAGAAUCGUGCCCAUCGUGUUGGUCAGACUCGUGACGUGGAGAUCUUCCGAUUCGUUACUAGUGGUACUAUUGAGGAACAGAUAUAUGCUCUUGGGCAGACGAAGUUGGCUCUCGACCAGGCUGUCGCGGGUGAUGAUGCUGAAGCUUCGAAGAAGGGCGAGGAGGCCGGUCUCAAAGCUGUCGAAUCUAUGUUUGUGGCUGACAUGGAGAACAAAAAGGCAGAGAAAUAG
Messenger RNA from Penicillium angulare, 3396 nucleotides. RefSeq names its product DEAD/DEAH box helicase. The transcript has a single exon. Gene Ontology annotation, cellular component: nucleus. Gene Ontology annotation, molecular function: DNA binding; ATP-dependent chromatin remodeler activity; ATP binding. The record is from RefSeq and is a predicted model, not a curated record. Lineage: Eukaryota; Fungi; Ascomycota; Eurotiomycetes; Eurotiales; Aspergillaceae. The coding region runs from base 1 to 3396 and encodes 1131 amino acids.